UUUAACAACGAAAUAACGCUUUCACUCGUUGGCAUGGAUUUCGGCUAAUAUACAACACUUUGGAGGGGGAUUUUCUAACGCAUUUGAACGUUAGCUACUUCAAAUUAGCAUAGUGUUUUGUUUAGCUAAUCCAUCAAUAUUUAAACAAUUUAGAUUGCGAAAACGGGAAUAUUUUUCAUACUCUGAAGUCUCUGGUGCUAGCUAGCUAGUUUAGCACAACUGGCUGGCCUUUGUUUGUCAUGGGUGUUUUUCAGACUGUGCCGUUGACCAGCUAACUAAUAUUUUCGCCUUUCAACAUCCCUGAAUUUUAUAAAGAUGAAGAGAAAAGUGUCUCGAUUACGGUUAAGUCCAAAUGAAGAAGCUCAACUCAUUCGAGAGGAACACGAGAGGAGAAGGAAGCUGCGAAUACAACAGGUGCGGGAACAGGAGCGGUAUAUCGCUCUUCAAAUCCGCAAGGAGGUGCAACUACGAAGGGAGCGCGAGCUGCAAAACCUGGCAGAGGAGUUGAAGGAGGAGUGGGAGCAACAGCGGAGUGAGAAACUGGAGACCCUGCAAAAGUUAUACCAGGACAAUCUCCGAGUUUUGGGAGAGGGACAUAGAAGUGCCAAAGAAAAUGAGCCUGACUGGGAGGCAAUUGCACAGAAAAAUGAGGAGAAUCAUGUUCGGGCAGAUGAGCGCUAUCGAGUAGCCCUCAAAGAGCUCAAAUCAGAGAGACAGAAAGAUCAGGAGGAACAAAAUCGUUUUAUUGAGGCUAGGAAGAAGUCCAUACAGGUGGAGAAGGAGAGGGCAGCAAAAGUGGCCAACUUCCCAUCCCUUCCACCCAACCCAAUUGAGAGUAUUGAGUCAAGGAAGCUGCAUGCAGUGAAGAAAUCAGAUGUGGAUGCCUUCUCUGUGACUCACUAUCAUAUGCCAGAGACUGCGGUGGACAGGGAAGUCUACACAGCACAGCCAAACGCACAGGAGGUGGCAUUGGAGGAGAUGCAGCGCCUGCAGGUGCUAGGACAGGAGGAGCAGAGGGAGAGGCGGGAGCAGCUGGAGAAGGCUCGUCUCAGAGGUAACCACGCGCUGAGGAGGGAACAGCUCACACAGGACCGAGAGCGCCUCCUGGUGGAGCUUGAACACAUGCAUCAGACAGACCUUUUGAGGCGCAGGCAGGUGAUGGCUCAGAUGCCUGCCCAGAUCUUCCAGCCGCUCCACAAGAGACAGGAGAUGAGGGAGGACUGGCAGAGGGAUAUGGAGUUCGCCUUCGAGGACAUGUACACUGGAGAGAGGAGAGUGAAAGGUGACCUGGUGCUGCAGCUGGUCCCAGAGCCUCUCCCAGCUGUGUCCACUGGCAGCCAGGAUGAAGACCUAGACCUGACCCAGGAGGCCACCCCUGACCUUACACCCUUGGCUGGGGCAGAGGAACAACAGGAUGAAGAACCAUCCAGGCCUCUAGGUGGCGCCCCCAGACAGGCCUUGAAGAAACUAUUGACCCGCAUCAGGUCACAGAGAGACCAGUGGAGCUACCGGAGGCUGGUUGAUCCCCCAGGUGACUGCCGAACUACUCCGACAGCAGAGUGCGACACGUCCGCAGGCGUUACGACCAUUGAGACAGGUUCUCUGGCCAGCGAGGAGAGGGGCCGACCUUUGACCACUAUACCCAGACUCCCUGACCCCUCUCAGUCAGCCCAAGCUAUAGAGACAACAGAAGAGUCCAUAGUGGCUGGUACCCUGCUCCAUGCUGAUAAACAAGCCAUCAAGAUCCACACAUUUGAAACCGAGAGGAAGAGGAGGGGGGAAGAGCUGGAGAGGCAAAAGCAGGAGCAGAUAGCCCUGCUAAAGGAGUUAGAGGAGAAGAAGAGCAGGCUGGAGCUGCUGCUGCAGGAGGCCCAGCAAGAAAGAGAACAGCUGCAUACGGCCAUGAACCAGGACACAGCUGCUGCAUCUGGAACACAGAAAACACCAGCCCAGGACGUCACCUCUGUCAGCCCUGCUGCUCCAACUCCCGAGACUUGUUCUGUGGUUGUCCCUGUGCAGUCUACUAUAACCUCAGCUGCUGAGGAUGGCCACUCCAGGAGAAUCAGAGAGUAUCAGCAGCGUCUCUUGGACCAGAACAGGCUUCAUAAGCAGUCUGUGGAGGAGGCUCGCCGACGUCUGGAAGAGUACCAACGCACACUAAGAAACCGCUACUCUGGUGAAACCACGUCAACAUUUCUCCCUCCUGGUACCACAGCCUGUCUUCUACCACACUUUAAAGGAGGAAUCAAUUCCCCGGCAGUGCCCCUAGAACUCCCCUCUGGUUCUGCCCUGCUCCCCUGUCUCCCUGUAGCACUUAGUCCCCACUCUAGAGCUCACACCCCUUUGGACCUCCCCACACAGGAGCCCUCCAUCUUGGUUCAAACUCUCUUCCUCCCUGGCACUACAGUUGGCUUGCAUAUUAACUCCAGAACCUCACCAGUGCAGCUAGAACCCACCUCUGAAAGCCUAAGGGACCAAAGAGCAGGUGUUUGGCUGGCGGACAAUGUGUUUAGUAGGGUCACAGAGGAUUUCCCUGAGAAGCUACCUCCACCCUCUACCUCGUUAGACCCCCAGUCCUACAGACCACAUCCUGUUUCCCUCCACCCUACUCCACACAUCCCACUCCCAUCAAGAACUGACCCCAUCCCACCCAUCAGCCCAACCCCUUCAGAAGAGUCAGCUACUCUCCCUGGCGAGGCCCCGGUAAAUCCUGGGUCUGUCCUGCGGGCCCCGGCCAAGUUUGGGGAGGAGGUGGAGAAGCAGAGGCAGGAGCUACGGGAGGCCCAACGGCGGGUGGAGGCCCAGAGGGAGGUGCUCUUCAUGCAGCAGAGGGAACUGGAGGAGGAACAGAGGGAGCAGAGGAGGAGACAGAGGGAGGUGUUACAGGCACUGCUCACUGCUGAUGACACACAGCCUGGUCCAGAGACCACUGAUGGUUUGGGGUCAGAACGUCUCCGUCUGAUGGCAGCUCUGCUUCGGGCCAUCGAGGAGUCCAAUGGGCAAACCUCAACAUUGGUAGAAACCAGUCAGAGCCAAGAGAACACAUUCGAUGUCCAGAGUUCACACUCAGACAGACCCGCCCCUCACCCACUCCCCCACCACCACCCCCGGGCAGCCAAACCCCCGGUGGCCCGCGCCAGGCUGGCCGUCAUGGAGAUGACAGAGCAGCACGAGCUCAGUGCCAUCCAGGAGGUGCAGACGCCAGCCAAUGCCAGCCUGAUCACAGAAGAGAGUGUGGCAGUAUCUAUUGAAAGGGCAAUCCCAGAAGAACAGGACCACACGGCCCACUCUGAAAGAGGUCACUCCAGCACCUCUGUGUCCAGUGCAUGGGAACACACAGCUGGGACUGGGAGUGAGACAUUAACUGGGUCUGGUAGAUCCAGCAAGCUGUCCUGGAGAGAGAGACUACGGCUGGAGGCUGGUGCCUCUCCUGGACCUGAUCCCACACCAGCACUCCCAGAACGGUCUUAUCACUCCUGUGAGUUUGGGAGAGGUGUCCUUGGUAAAUCUCCUAUAGAGUUGGAGAGCCUGUCCUUCCAGUCAGCCCGUAGACCCUCAGAACCUGACUACCUGUCCUCCACCACCAUCUCUUCCGGAAGCUAUGCCACCACUGACCCUGAACACACCUCCACUGACCCUGAACACACCUCCACUGACCCUGAACACACCUCCACUGACCCUGAACACACCUCCACUGACCCUGAACACACCUCCACCCAAAUAGACUCUUCCCUGCUCUUGGCUGGGUUUGGAAUGGGAGGAGGAAAAAAUAAAAAGUCAUCGGUCAAUGGCUCCUCUUCAUCCAGACACAGUUCCUGUAGGGGCGUAUCUGGUACUGGCUUUCCCAUUUUAGACUCACUCAUACACAGCAGCAGUAUCCAGCGCAUCAUAGACAAAUACACCAGGGAGCUCAACUUUUCUCUUAGUACUGCUGGGAACCAGACGGGUGCAUCUGCAGUGAUAGAGGGGUCAGUGUGUGAGGAGCCAAGCUCCUCUGUGUCGCAGCAGAAGCCCUGGUCUAAGCUACUGCAGGAGAAUGAGGGACCAGACAGGUCACCUGUUUGGGGGGCCGACCCACACACUCUCCCCUCGGACAGAGAGUCAGGAGCUCAGAGGCACGACCAGGAAUGGGACAACACUGUCAACCGGAUCAUGGAUCGCCUCUCAGACAAGUCCUCCUCAUUGGUUCUGGACCAGGGGCGGGACUCCACUAUCAGCCCAAUGACUGGCCAGCCCUCGGAUAAGUCAUCCUCGCCGGGCCAAGGGUGGGACUCUACUUUGAGCCGAAUGAUUGGCCAGCUCUCAGGUCAAUCAACCUCACUGGACCAAGGGUGGGAUUCGACUUUGAGCAGAAUGAUUGGCGGGCUCUCCAAUCAGUCAACCUCUGUCAGCCAGCGAUUGGACCAGUCAUCCCAGUGGCUAGAUGAAGUCCAGGAUGAGAGCCGGGUGAUGAGGCCUCUGGUUGGAGAGCUGGAUGAGUCUGCUGCCCAAUGGAGUGGGAGCUCAGAAGCUGGUGGUUCUAACUCCCUAGGCUGGGUGGAUCUGAGGGUCUCGGGCCAGACAGGAGUGUCUUCUGAUCCAGAGGGAGCCCCUGAAUCCCAGUUACUGAGCAGCUCCUCUCUCCCUGGACGGGAGCCUCCGCCACAUCCACACUACCAGAGCCUGCAGCACUCUGGGGCUAGCUCCCAGGAAGCAGACAGGACUGGGGUGGAUCCAGCCUCCGACUCCUUCCACCCUCUCCUGGCUGAGGUCACGCACAACGAGACAGCCGAACCCUCCAUGACCUUUCACCUUCCAGAAGAGGAAGUGGAGGGGCUAUGUUCCCACGAUGAAGAUGGUGACCAUGAAGCACCUGCAGGGGACCUUGAGCUCUCUGCAUGCUCAGAGGAGUUUGAGGAUGACACAGACCCCUCCGUCACCUCUGAACCCUCUCCUGAGCGCCUGAGAGGAGGGGAGGAACCACCUCAGCCCUCACCCGCCCUGCACGACUCCUUGUACCAGCUGACCUCGUCCCAGUGCCUCCCCCAUGACUCUGCCCUGCAGGUAUCCCUUGGAGCGGAGGAGGUUGGUCUAGCAGCCUGUGAAGAUGUCUCCACUUGGGACAUGCCACUUGAAGGAGGGGACACUGAUAUGGAGAGUACACCAGCACCUCGGAGACUUGACCAAAGAGGUGCUAUUAAAAUUGAGGACCUGGGUGCAGGAGAGCCAGAUGACCAGCUAUGUUCAGAGUCAAAGAUCAGCCCUCCCAUCUGGGAGAGAAUAAUGGAGGUGGGCAGUGUGAAGGGGAUAAUGGAUGAGUCCAUGCUGACCCUGGUGAGCCUGACAGACACAACACUACAGGGCCAGGAACUCACUGAGGAAGAGGAAGGAGAGAUGGAGGAAUCAAAGUCGACGAUGUUGCCAGAGGAGAAUGCCAGCCUACAGGAGAAAGAGACAACCCCCUCUCAUGCAGUGAUGCUACUGGAGUUCCAGUCGUGUCCCAGCGUGAACCUACAGGAGGCUUUCCAGCAGAAACGCAGAGCCCUGAUCCAGAGGUCUGCCCACAGGGUGGAGGAGAUUCAAGCCAAGAGGGAUGAAGCCAGGGCCAACACAACCACCAGGGCCCAGUCUGACCCAACCACUGUUCAGUCAACCACUUCUAAACCCAGGAGAGAGGGGAGGAGUGCAGAGUCAACCCAUGCAGGAGGGUAUGCCAAGCAGAAAAAGCAACAGCCAAAACCCCAAACUCCCUUGCAGCCUCCCAUGCUAGCCAAGCUGAAGAAGGUUGGGGAGGUGAGGAUCAGCACUCCUGAGAUAAGGAAACAGGAUGUGGCUGAGAUGCGUAAGAGAACAGAGAGGUUGUACAGCCGACUAGAUGAGGUGAAGCUUCAGAAGGAGGUCAGGAGCAGACAGGAGGCAUAUGCCAAAAACAGGGAGAUGGCCAAAGAGUUUCAUAAGAAAACCUUACAGAAGCUACGGGCCAAGCAGUCUUCGCAAUGAUAUUGAAGAUCGAUUGCUGUUGUCAUGUGUGUUUGCACCUAUUUUGUACUUGUGUGUAUACAUUGUAUUUUUGUGCAAUUUGUUAUCAGUAAUUUAAAAGAUAAAAUUUGUAAUAAAGUGUAUAUACAUACA
This is a messenger RNA of Salvelinus sp. IW2-2015, 6111 nucleotides long. RefSeq lists its product as uncharacterized. Lineage: Eukaryota; Metazoa; Chordata; Actinopteri; Salmoniformes; Salmonidae. The record is from RefSeq and is a predicted model, not a curated record. Gene Ontology annotation, molecular function: microtubule binding.